Messenger RNA from Colossoma macropomum (tambaqui), 1340 nucleotides. It is a transcript of the gene eif4ebp1, whose product is annotated as eukaryotic translation initiation factor 4E binding protein 1. Gene Ontology annotation, biological process: negative regulation of translational initiation. Gene Ontology annotation, molecular function: eukaryotic initiation factor 4E binding. The transcript is spliced from 4 exons. Gene Ontology annotation, cellular component: cytoplasm. Bases 246 to 602 code for a protein of 118 amino acids. Lineage: Eukaryota; Metazoa; Chordata; Actinopteri; Characiformes; Serrasalmidae. The record is from RefSeq and is a predicted model, not a curated record.
GUUUUGUUGAGUGUGUGGUGUGUGUGUGUGUGUGAGAGUGAGUGAGUGAGUGAGUGAAUGUGAGAAAACGUGCUUGUAGGGCAGUCUAGCAUUUUAGCUAGUUUGCUAGUCUGAAUGAAGUGUUAUAAAAGCUCACAUAUUUAGUACUAUUUAUAUUUGUAUGUUGUCAUCGCGUGCAAAAAAACGGAGAAGGGUGCAGACACACGGUUCGACAACAACGGCAGCUUGUUGCAAAUAGUUGCAGAAUGUCCGUAAGCAGUCAGAAGAGCACCAGUCGGGCAAUCCCGGCCACCAGAAGGGUGACAGUCAACGAUGCGGCCCAUUUGCCCCACGAUUACUCUACAACGCCCGGAGGGACCUUGUUCAGCACGACCCCCGGAGGCACCCGAAUCAUCUAUGACCGAAAAUUCCUGCUGGACUGUCGCAGCUCCCCAUUGGCUCGCACUCCCCCCUGCUGCCUCCCUGACAUUCCAGGGGUGACCAGCCCUCCAGCAGCUACAGUCAAUAAUGAAAAGGCACAUGCCCAAGAGCCUGUCAACAACGUCAGUCCUCCUGUGGACAAGGGUGCAGGGGAGGACGCCCAGUUUGAAAUGGACAUCUAGCCACAAGGAGAGUCCAUUACACAAAGGAGGUGAUGGCUAAGACGUAUAUUACUGUGAUGAUGACUGUGUCCUAAAAAGAUGAGUGAAAUAGAAGAUUACUCCAUCCACAUCAUCUACACUCUUCAAUUAUCUGCUGUUUUUUUUUUUUCUUUUUCCUUUUUUCUGUAAUGAUGCUGUCAUUUAAGACACGCACAAGCCAUUACCUUUGAGUCUGAAGGUCAUCUCACACUGCUGUGCCUAAAAGAGUCACUAGGGUUGUCAGGUACUGCCACCCAAGCCCACUGCUGCAGGUGGUCCUGUCUAGUUAUGUCUCUGUUUAAGAUUCUGCUCAUCUUGUAGGCCAAGUGAAUUUUGACACAGCUUGUGUAAUUUUCUGAGUGACCACUGGGGGGACCAGUGGUUUGUUUGAAAUAACCUUUUUAUGUCAUGUGCCACCCAGAACCUUCUUACCACAUCUGAAAGAUUUAGCAUAAGAUAACAAAGGAUAAUUUGACCACUCUUUUCUCUUGGCAGCGUUACCUUUUGUAAUGAUAAAAAUCGAAGAAAUUUCAGUUUCUUUUGAAAAGUAUUUUCACCUAAAGUGUCAUUCAACUGAAUGUAAAUGCCUUUUUUAUUUUGUUUAUGCAGUGUAGUUCUCUUCAGUUAAAGAGGAAUAUAUUGUGCUCUAUUGUUCCUUAAGAGACAUUCAAACAUAUGAAAAAUGCUGCAAAUGAGCAAUUAAAAAAACAUUUGAAUUCA